Molecule: messenger RNA, 1581 nt
Organism: Alternaria postmessia
Lineage: Eukaryota; Fungi; Ascomycota; Dothideomycetes; Pleosporales; Pleosporaceae
Exons: 4
Coding region: 1-1581 (526 amino acids)
Cellular component (GO): recycling endosome
Molecular function (GO): guanyl-nucleotide exchange factor activity
Source: RefSeq, a predicted model, not a curated record
AUGGACAGGUUUAAGAAUAAGUUUCUGAAGCCUCACCGUCGCUCCCAGCGAGAGGAAGACAUGGAAAAACUAAAGGAACCAAAAGUCUCGCCCAUCGCGACUGGCGGCUUCAAGCACUGGGCUGUGGCUUUUAUCGUCUGCAACUUCAAUGUCGAUAUCGGCCCAGAAAUCGAGAUACUGUACCCACCAGAUGUGCCCUUUACGACGGCCGACUUGAGUGCUAUAUGCUUCAACAGCUUCCCUGAGCAACAGAACACAGAGACAGCCGAGGAUCUCUCUUACGACUUCGCCAUUACCAACAAUUCGCCUGACAUCAAACUAAGUUCGCCGAAUGCCCCUCAUGGCAGCGCUGACACCUUUUACGGCUCGUGUAUCUUCCGCCAAGAGUUCGAUGAUACCAUGAAGAGAAGCUUCAACCAGAGAACUCUUGUUCUGAUCUCACACCACAACUUCACUUCCUUCCAUCAUCGCAUCUUGCAAAAGAUGACAGAGUCGGGACAUCUCAGCGAUCCGACAACUAUAGAAUCUGCACACUCGCAGAUGAACACAUGGGAGCCUCCAGCUCUGGGACGUCACCAUCUCCCAUUCAUGGGCACCACACUGACUUUGGACAUUGCACCACAUCGUGCCUUCCCCCUGCAAGGACUCCCAGGGCCCACGCCACUAAUCUCAGAUAUACCCUUGUCCAUCUACGCCUAUGAACCUAUCGGCUCCUGGGACAACAUCAUGCACUAUAUGCCCUGCAUCACCGACCUUUACGUACUGUACGAGAAGCUGAUACUCUGCGAAAGCGUCAUCGUCAUCGCAAAGUCACCACAACUGGCGAGCGAAGCCGUCUCGUCGCUGGUCGAUCUCAUUUGCCCCGUGCCAUACGCAGGUGUGGUCAAACCCUACAUGACCAUGCAAGCCAACUUCAAAAGCAUCGGCAUCGACGGUGGAACCCCAACCUCAUUUGUCAUCGGCAUCACCAACCCUUUCCUGUUGAAACGCAUCGUCGCAGCAGCAGAAGCCAGCCACAAAGCCCGGCCACACAUCCUCUAUCUCCAGAACUUUGACGGCCCAGUUCCAACACGUCGCCAUCACUCGCUCCACCACAAAUCAAGUCGCAACGCACUUCUAGACCUCCCCGGCGGCGGUAUUGAAGUCCACACUCCCUCUAAACGCUUCCUCAAAUCAGACCCGACUGUCGUAUCGCAGAUCGAAACUCUGCUCAAACUCGGCGAUCAAACCCGCGAACUCGGUCCUAUCAUCCGUCGCCAUUUCGCAGACCUUACCGCACAGUUCAUAUCGCCCAUCAACCGAUACCUCGCAACGUCUAACAUAGUGACGCCAGGCGGCAACAACAGAUAUGCCAGCUUCCAUGUACCAGAUCUCAUGAGCAGCGUAAGCAAACACGGUACGAGUGUCAAGUUUCGCGGCUCUGGGCCUAUUCAACGCCAUCGCGCCAGGGAUGGACUGUACGAGACUUUUUGCAAGAGUCCGAACUUUUACUCUUGGCUGGAGAUGAAGAUCAGUCUGGAGAACGAGGCGAGUGCAGGCUUGUUAAAUGCGCCUGUUGCGACGAGUGCUGCUGUUAGUUGA